This is a messenger RNA of Mycena citricolor, 3628 nucleotides long. Lineage: Eukaryota; Fungi; Basidiomycota; Agaricomycetes; Agaricales; Mycenaceae. The record is from the annotation of a GenBank genome assembly.
UUACAUUCGACCGCACACAUUGACCUACCACCUCUCCCAUUUCUCAUAGUCAAUACGGAAGCCAAGUACCAUGGUGGCUUCAAAAAGUCCCAAGGCCGCGAAGGUCGCGCCGCGGUAUACAGAACGUGUCAUGGGCGCGAUGUCCCAAAUCCAGCGUGAGACGCACAAACAUGCCAUCCGCACUGCGAGCAUCCACGCGCGCGUCCAGAAGAUGGCACAGGAGCGGAAGGAGAAGCUAGGCCCACAUUGGAAGACGUUCGUCACGAAGGCCAUCGGCGUCUUGACGGAAGAAGGCAUCCUGGAGAAAGAUCAUGGGGCCUAUGCGUUGUCGCUCAGUGGCAAGAAGAUUAUUGCUACUGCCCGCCGCGCGCUGGACCUCCCGAGCAACAGCCAAGACAUGACGAUCGAGCAAGAGGUCGACCUAUGGAAACAGGUGCUCCGCACGCCGAUUGCCACACCAACGCGCAAGCGGCUGCGCAACUCGCGUGUGCCCGCAGGGGAUGACUCGGACGACGAGCUCGUGGAAUUGCCGUCAUCGCCGAUCAAGGGUCGUAAGCGUGCGCGGACGUCAUCGGCUGCUGCAAGGGUGCGGGAGCCGACGCGUGAGCCGCCUUCGCCCUUGACGGAGCUAGAGGAAAGUAUGGAGAAUGUGCUGGUGCCUCCGUCGACUACCACGAGCGCCCGCCUUCGUCCAUCUCGUUCUUUCAUCGACCAGCUGAGCAAACAACCAACACCCGCACCGACAGAGAUGGACCUGCACGAUGACAUCAUGGAUGAACCGGCCUACAUCGAACGACCAGCUCCUGCAGAUGUUUAUAGCGCGACCGCAGUGGAGAGCUUGAAGGAGGAACUUGCCCAGGCAGAAAGCGCCAUCGUGGCGCUUAGUCGUGAACUGAGAGACCUUCGCGAGCAACGGACGACUCUAGACUCUGAACUGGCCAGGACGAGAAGGCGGGCCGAUGCCCAUGCGGCUGAGAAAGCCAUGCUGGAGGCGCAGCUGGCCGCUGACGUUCCUCGGACCGAAGACGCGGAUCUCCUUGCCCAGAUCGCCCACCUUGAGGGCGAGAGAGGUCAGCUUCAGGAAACGAUUGCGACUAAAGAUGUCCAUAUUUCACGUUUGGAGGAACGAAACGAAUCACUUGCCCAGGAUGCCGUCGAGCUGAAUGCGAAGCUCGCAGUUUUACGCGACGCUGCCGAAGCUUUGAAGCCUCAAAUGGAUGCUCUCGAUAGUGCCUUGGCUGAACGGAUCAGCAUCCAAACGGUCUUGGAAGAACAAUUGGCUGCAGCAAAGAAGGAAGCCGAGGAUAUGCGGUUGAAAGUCGGUGUAUUCGAGACUUCGACUCGUCAACUCCGGACGGAGAUCGAGUCGAAGGCAGCACAACUAAGCGAACGAGAAGCUGAGCUCGGGGGUGAGCUAACUGCGAAGGCCGGAGCGAUGUCUGCUUUGGAGAGUCGAAACGCCGAGCUCGCAGCCUCCCUGAAUGAGGCUCGCAGCAAGAUGAUCGAAGCCGAGGCCGCAAGAUCCUGUCUGGCUGACCGAUUUUCCGAAGCAGAGCUGCGCAACUCGUCCUUCCAGGCCACCAUUGACGAGUUGCGUCUGGCUGAAGGCCGAGCGGUGGCAAGCAUCGAGCAGCUGUCCGCCGAGUCGGUUAAGCAGCUUGGGAUUCGAGACGAAACAGUUGCUGCACUCAAAUCUGAGCUCUUGACUGCACAAGAAGCUACGCGCGUGCAAGCGGCCCAAGCAGAAGAGACACUGACAGCUCUGACUCGGCAGCUGGCGCACACGCAAGCCAGCCACGCCGCCCUAGAAUCCACGCUGGCCGUGACGAACGAGAAAUCACGCUCGGAGCUGGAGGCCGCUUCGGCCAAGUCCGCCGAUGUGUCCGCAAAGCUCGAGGAGGCUGUCAAACGUCUAGGCGAGGUGGAGACGCGCUUGCAUAUCGCCGGGAGGAAGCACACGUCAGAGAUCGCUGACAAGGACGUGAUCCUGACGACGCUCAAUGAUACGCUCGUAUCGGCUCGGGCAGAUGUCCAGGACAUGGUCCAGAAGCUUGCGCAGGCAGAUCGGGACCGAGGUCAGCUGCAUGCUGAUGUCGCCCAGAUAAAGGGGGAUUUGCAAGCCGAGAUGGCGAAUACACGUGAUAUCGCGGCGGAGCUGGAGAGCGAGCGCGCGAAGAGGGCGCAGGCCGAGACGUCCUUGAACGAGGUCCGAGAGCUGAGAGAGGCUGAUGUUGCGACCAUUGGUGCGCUCCAGGACAAGUUCGCCCGGCUCAAGGACGCCCAGAUGGAGUUGUGGGUCCAGUUUGAGCUGGCGAGACCGAGUGGCCAGCCGGUGCUGCCCCCCGCGUCGUCGAGCAGCACCUUGUAUCCAGGCUCGCUUGUUUGUUCUUUCGAGAAUGUCGUCGUCGUCGAUGUCCACGACGAUACACGGGUACGGAUGGUUAAAGUCUCCAGGGCGACACCAAACUGCCUCCAUUCAUUCGUUCCCUUUCCCUUCCCUUUCGUUGCCCUCCCUUUCACACUCCUAUGGUUUUCCGACUCCACGCAUCUCGACAACUUCAUCCCCCCGCCGUCAACCCAAGUGCAGAGCCAGCUCGGGCGGCCAUGGCGCGGCAUUCUCACUGUACGGGGGAUGAGGGCGUCAGAUCCUGGCGGCAACCAGGAGAUUCGCGUCACGGCAGUAGAAACUGACGGAGAUAGCCAAGUCGCUGGCUGGCCGACUCAGUUCUUCGCGCACCUCGUGCACGGAUCGCCUAUUCUUCGUGAGGCGCGCGCCUGGAUCCACCAGCACGCCCCGCCCAUCGCGACGUUCAUGCCCGACCGGAUCGCCGACCCGGAUGCCAACGUGGUCAACCAGACCACAUUCCGUUCUUUGUCCCGCAUUCUUUUUGAAAACCAAAUUGUUGCCAUCGCCGGCUGGGGCAGCAGCAGCACUUUCCCAGGCGGAGGCGUCAUUAUUAUCCCCGCCGAACACUCGAGCGCGUUGCUUGUCGCCGCUCUUUUCUUUGAACAGUUCCCCGACGCGCUUGCCUCUCGUUUACCGCCCACUUCGACGUCCCUCGUCACUCACGCGCCCCACAUGCAGCCCCACAUUCCUUCAUUCAUGUCGCCGCAGCCCAUGCAGCCCAUCUCGCAGUACUCGGUAUCGCCGCCGCUCUCCGCUGGUCCGCGACCCGGCUACGGGAUGGUGCAUUCUGCCCCGAACGUCUCGUAUCAACGGCUCGGCAGCCCUAGUCCGGUUGAGCAGCCUAUCCGACGCUCCCGGCAGGAACACCACCUGCGUCUGCAGCUGCCGACGUCGCCGAUCCAACCACCGAGCUCUUCUCUGUCCUCGUUCGAAACACAGGACGAUGCUGGCGCCCAGUCGCCCCAUUUUCUUGCCUACCAAUCUAAACGACGACGCCGCAUUACAACCGCCACCACCACUACCCUAGACCGGAGUGACGCAGGGUAUAUUACGCCUGCGCACUCCCGCGAGGCCAGCCACGGGUCCCCCAACAAAACUCUGCACACAACAAGCACUCAAUACCCUCUGGUCUCCUCCACCCACCCUCCUACAGCCUGCCUAAUCCUGUCACUCCGAAAACGCAAACGAACUGAACUAUUACAUCUGCUCUUCUCCGUGUAG